Messenger RNA from Folsomia candida, 1090 nucleotides. RefSeq names its product 2-hydroxy-palmitic acid dioxygenase mpo1-like. Gene Ontology annotation, biological process: sphingoid catabolic process. Bases 508 to 987 code for a protein of 159 amino acids. The transcript has 4 exons. Gene Ontology annotation, cellular component: endoplasmic reticulum. Lineage: Eukaryota; Metazoa; Arthropoda; Collembola; Entomobryomorpha; Isotomidae. The record is from RefSeq and is a predicted model, not a curated record.
AAAAUGCAUUUUUGGGUUUAAACUAAGCUUUUUGGUUUAAAGUGAAUGUUUUGGUUGAAAUUAAAUUUUUCGGAUUAAAGUAAUUUUUGUAAAUAAAAAAUUUCAUCAAAAUCGGUUGAAAAAUGACUGAGAUAUCGCAGAUGGUCACUUUUUUGGGGUGGGUCAAAUGCAUACUUAGUAAUUUUUUCGUUGUUAGGUAUUUGCCUCACUAAGAAAAAAACUAGAUAAAACUUGGAUAAUUGCUUUAUACAUGUUAAGCAGGAGAUCUGCGGAGAUGUGCAUGCGUGACCCAGUAAAUUUAUAAAUUUGCAAAGAUUGCGAAAGCAAAUUUACUGUCAAAAUUUACUGAACCUCGCUUUAUUUUGUACAUGAAUCAAAAUUUUUUCCAAAAUUUUCAAUUUUACCAAAACCUAAGUAAAUUGAUUUUUAAUUCAGUUCACCUUCUACGCGUCGUACCACCAUUCAACGCUCAUCAAGUUGAUCCAUAUCGGCUGCGUAUGGCCAAUUAUGUGGUCAGCGUUCGUCCUGUCGGAAUAUAUUCCGCCGCAGGUGCCAUUUAUUCCGGAAAAUCCCCUCCAUCCGCCAAAUAUUACCCUGAUCACGGCUCUCUUUUAUGCCGGGGUUUACAUCAUGAUGGACAAAAAUCUUGGUGCUCUUCUAGUUUUGGUCAGUCUGGUCACCGCGCAUCGCUUUUACCUCGGCGCGCAGGCGACCUGGGGACACCCCGCGUGGCAGGUCGCGGCCGUUUUGCAUGUUCUCUGCUGGAUUGCGCAGUUUAUUGGUCAUGGCGCAUUCGAAGGGAGGGCUCCAGCCUUACUGGGUAACAUGAUGCAAGCCUUCGUGAUGGCCCCACUUUUCGUUCUGCUCGAAGUUCUGUUCUUUUUCGGGUACAGGAAAGAUUUCCAGAAAAAAAUGUGGAUUCGCGUUGAAGCCGAAAUCGCCAAGUUAAAAAAGGCCACUACUUCCGGAAAGAAGGGCAAGAAAUAGUGGGAAUUAUGUCCACGCUAAAAUCCAUAAAUUCCUAAAUGGUUUAAUUAUUUAUGUAUAAAAAGUAUUUAAAUCGUGCCAAAUUGUUCUACAUUAAUAAUUC